AUGCAACAAACACCCCUUCCAAUCUAUUUUUAUGGACAAAACAUUCUACCGACCAUUCACGUGCUGGAUUUGGCAAAUGUGAUCCAAAACAUCUCAGACAAUCCACCCAAACAACGUUAUAUCGUGGUCAAAGAUGAUGGAGCAAACACAUUGGCCGAAAUAGUCCAAGCGAUUUCGUCCAGUCUGUCUACAGGGGAGGUCCUUGUACUCGACACACCAGAGCUGGUGGACGCCGAAGAAGUGCCGCAAUCCACCGUGGAGAAUUUGACCAUGGAUUUGCGUAUUGACGCUGCAACAAUCAAAGAAGAGAUGCAAGUUCGAUGGCUCUGUGAGACAGGGAUCGUGGAUAACAUGCCACGUGUUGUUUCAGAGUUUAUAGAAGCACACAACCUGAAGGUAAGUGACCAUUAA
This is a messenger RNA of Echinostoma caproni, 411 nucleotides long. The record is from the annotation of a GenBank genome assembly. Lineage: Eukaryota; Metazoa; Platyhelminthes; Trematoda; Plagiorchiida; Echinostomatidae.